CGUUUUCUUACUAUUUUUCUCAUCCUUCACUACCAAAUAUUACAUUUGACUACAAUGGAUUCUAAAAUAUCAUUUCUCUUCCUUGGCCUAUUGGCCAUGGUUCUUCUUAUUUCCUCAGAAGUGUCAGCUAGGGCAUUGACUGAGACUUCCACUAAUGCCAAAAAAGAGGAGGUUGUUGAAAAGUCAGAUGAAGUAAAUGAUGCCAAACAUUUUGGUUACGGAGGCUAUGGUGGUUACGGAGGCUAUGGUGGAGGCUAUGGCGGUUACCGUGGAGGCUACGGUGGUUACCACGGUGGAUAUGGUGGAUACCAUGGCGGUGGCGGAGGUUACAAUGGUGGAUACGGUGGCUACCAUGGUGGUGGUGGUGGUUACAAGGGUGGCUACGGUGGCUACCAUGGUGGCGGCGGUGGUUACAAGGGUGGCUAUGGUGGUUACCAUGGUGGUGGAUAUGGUCAUGGAGGAGGCUAUGGUGGUGGUGGUGGUGGUGGAGGAGGAGGUUAUGGUGGUGGUGGAGGCGGUGGUGGCGGUGGUGGAGGAGGCUAUGGUGGUGGCGGUGGCGGUGGCGGUGGUUACAUUGGUGAUGAGGUUGCCAACAAUGGUAACUGAUUAUAUCACCAUGCAUGCAUGCAUGUUUUAAGUGUAAUAAAUUUCUAAGACUAAAUAACGUUGGGGGAUGAACAAAAGCGGUAAUUUGCGGCUAUGUAUUAUUUAUCUUCCCACAAGAUAUUUCAUAUCUCUAUUAAUCGUUUGUAAAAUCAUUAUCACUAUGUAUAUAUGUGGUAAUGAGUUUGAUAUCGAACCAAAUUUGUUAUUGUGUGCUUGUGUGUAAUACAUCAAAUCUCAUCUUUCUCUAAAGAAAUUUACCGAUUAAAAAAUUAA
Lathyrus oleraceus (garden pea) is the source of this 879-nucleotide messenger RNA. Its product is annotated as dormancy-associated protein 2-like. Lineage: Eukaryota; Viridiplantae; Streptophyta; Magnoliopsida; Fabales; Fabaceae. The record is from RefSeq and is a predicted model, not a curated record. Bases 55 to 606 code for a protein of 183 amino acids. The transcript is spliced from 2 exons.